Messenger RNA from Magallana angulata, 3000 nucleotides. Its product is annotated as DET1 homolog. Bases 1022 to 2701 code for a protein of 559 amino acids. The transcript has 4 exons. The record is from RefSeq and is a predicted model, not a curated record. Gene Ontology annotation, molecular function: ubiquitin-like ligase-substrate adaptor activity; ubiquitin protein ligase binding. Lineage: Eukaryota; Metazoa; Mollusca; Bivalvia; Ostreida; Ostreidae. Gene Ontology annotation, cellular component: nucleus; cullin-RING ubiquitin ligase complex. Gene Ontology annotation, biological process: positive regulation of proteasomal ubiquitin-dependent protein catabolic process; protein ubiquitination.
UUUGUGAUAAAGAUGAUCAUUCAUUAAUUUAACAACCACAAGUUUGUGUAGUUUGUUCAGGUUGUUUACCAAAUGUUAUAGACAAUAUUUUAUUAAUACUUAUUAGGUUUGUUACUGACCGACUACAAAAAUAUAUCGGGUUGAUCAGUCUCAAAGAGGGCUCGGCUUCGCCUUGCCAUCUUUGAGAUCAUGAUCAGCCCAAUAUAUUUUUGUUGUCAGUCAGUAACAAACCAAAUAAGUGUUUUGUUUUCCGGAGGACUAUCAAGUGACAUAUUAUUCACAAAAAGCAAUGAUCUACGCGAAUCCAUGUACAAGAUGCCCAUACUCUGACCCAAGAUUUCUUCGAUUCACAUUUUGCCUAAUUACUCAAUAUUUUUUAAAACCUCAGGUUCAAACGAUUUUCAUUUAAAAGUAUGAAACAUUUCUAAGAUUUCUCUGUUGAAACGCCCCUGUUAGCUUAUCAGAUUUUAAUACAAAUACACGGCUAAAAAUUGUGAUAUCUAUGGGUACUUUGUAUUGCAGCAAGCCCGGAUUAUAACGUUGAAAACUUGCGCAAGGUAUUCCGAGUGACUUCCAAAUGGAGAAAAGAUGUAAACAUUCCCCAUUGUAAAAGUCCAUAGGAAAUCUGUUUUCUUUACUGUGAAUAUUUAGGAGGGAAAAAUGAGAAUGUGUGAAUAAAGUUAUCUUGAAAAUUUUCCCUCACAUCAAUUUCAAUUGCACUUCUUUCAUAGGUAUGUGUAUUCUUAUUAAAAGUCGUCCAAAUGUGCAGCAUAACUAUCUUGGGACAGACUUUAACAUCUUGUCCAAUUUAACUCGUUUAAACUCGUCAAAAUUAUCAAUUUCACAUUUCAAAUACUCUUUGAAGAUCUUCGCUUCAGCCAUGUUUACUUAAAAUGUUUUGUUGCUAUUCAACUUUAUAAAUGUUUUCUCCCUUUCCUCUGCAGAGAUUUGAGCAAGUUUCGAUGCUGCCAUUUUGUUUUGCUCCAGAAACAACAACAUUUGAGAAUGAAAGGAUUUAAACAUGUCAGUGCAUAACUUGGCAUUCCAAACAGGCCAGGGAUUGCGAUACAAUGGAAAAGAGCUCCUUCCAAGACGGAUAAAUAACCAGAACCUGGUAUACCGAUUGUUCCACAGACAGACACAUACACCAAGCCCGGGGACUCACUUCCAUCAAGUGCGGUCACUAUACACUAAUGUGUUCCCUAACUACACAGUUGUCAAUGUGGAGAAGCCUCCGUGCUUUCUCAGGAAGUUCUCUCCAGACGGGAAGUAUUUCAUUGCCUUCUCCUCAGACCAGACGUCACUAGAGAUAUACACCUUUCAGGGCUCUGCAGCUGCAGAAGACUUGCUACAAAAUGUGCAUGGAGAUUUUAUGUCACUGAACAAUGAUCAUGCUUCAGUUAACAUUCGUGCCAAACUCUUUGGUAGGUUCUUCAAGUUAAGACACAAAACACUUGUGGCUAAGAAUGGAGAACAGUUGAAUAGAGAGUGCAGUCUGUUCACAGACAAUGGGAACUAUGUCAUUGUGGGGUCUGCCAUGAACAUACCAGAGGAACCCCAUCCGUUGUUUCAUGACAUCUAUCAGAACAAUGAGUCUAUGUCGCCCAACCAUAAAUACCAGCUGGAGGAUUACUCCCUCCAUAUAAUUGACUUGGAGACAGGGAUAUUAUGUGAUACCAGGCAUUUCAAGUUUGAUAAGAUCUUUCUCUCCCACAAUCAGGGGUUAUACCUGUAUAAGAACACACUGGCCAUUUUGUCAGUGCAACAACAGACCAUUCACAUCUUUCAUGUUACUCCAACUGGAAAGUUUGUGGAUGUUCGAAGCAUUGGAAGAUUCUGUUAUGAAGAUGAUCAGUUGUUCUUCAGUCAGGGGAGCAAGAGGAGUUCUGGCCAAGUUAUCAGACCUUAUGCGGAGCAGACAAUAAAUUCCCUGAAGCACAGACUUAUGGUGUUCCUUUUCCAGCGGGCACAGGCAGAAGGCACUUCCUAUGCUCUUCGCAAAUUCUACCAGUAUUUUGAUCAGUUCAAAGUGUUGAGAAUGUGGAAGAUGCAACUUCUGGAUGAGAAUCAUCUGUUGAUCAAAUAUGCCAGUGAAGAUGUGGUGACUUUGAAAUGUCAGGAUCCAAACUCUCAACCUUCCUUCUUUGUUGUCUACAACAUGAUGACAACUGAAGUGUUGGCCGUCUUUGAAAACACCUCUGAAAAACUUUUGGAGCUCUUUGAGAAUUUCUGUGAUUUGUUCCGGAAUGCGACCCUGCACAGUGAAUCUCAGUUCCCUUGCUCUGCCUCCAGCAACAUUCAUGCCCGACAAAUUCAGCAGAGGUUCAAACACACAAUCAUCAAUGCUAAAUUUGGGGGCCACACAGAGGCAGUGAAGAGACUCCUGGCCCAGCUACCCAUCAGCUCCCAGUCAUACAGCAGCAGUCCAUACUUAGACCUGGCCCUCUUCAGCUAUGAUGACAAGUGGGUGUCCAUGAUGGAGAGGCCAAAAGCUUGUGGGGAUCACCCUAUCAGGUUUUAUGCACGGGAUUCAGGUUUACUCAAGUUUAAGAUAUAUGCUGGAAUGCUGGGUAAAAGUCCAUCCCCAACAGCUCGCCGUCUGGUCGCCUUCACAUUUCAUCCUAGUGAACCAUUUGCCAUCAGUGUUCAAAGAACAAAUGCUGAAUAUGUGGUCAAUUUCCAUGUUAGACAUUGCAUCUGAAGGCAUUUAUACCAUAGUAUAUUUUAAUAUCUUACAGUACUGUUUUUUUGUUAUAUUUCUAUACUUGAUGAUAUUUAUUUGCCAUGCAUUUGUGUAAUAUUUCUUGUGAGCUGUAAUGAAAAAUCUUGAUAUUUACUUUAUUGUAUUAUGUCUUUAAUUGCUUCAUAUAGUGUAACCAUGCGAGCAUCCUAAUGUCAAGUUUGUUCAAACCUACCCAGUACUCUUAGCAAGAUUCAUAGAAUUUUGACAGUUUUCUCUUCCAGUAGAGAAGUGUAAUAAAAAUUUUCAGUCUUGAUGAA